UUCCUCCCCAGGUGACAGCAUACAAGAAAUCAGAGCAUGGCAACGAGGGGGACACAGGGGUGCUGACCUGCAAGAAUCCCUCUUACCCUGCUGUCACCACCUGGUCCUGGCACAAAAGUGGGCACGGGCGCCUGGAGAACGCCUCUGGCAGGUACAUCAUCAAAUCCAGCGGCAACAAGACGGAGCUGAGGAUCCUGAAGCUAUGAUGAUGGAGGCUCUGCACCACUGAAGAGCAAUGCCACAAACCACAAGGACAAGAACGUCCGCCAGAGGAACGCCAACUGAGAGAGGCCCAGGUGAUGCGUAGAUGAAGAACUCGUCUGGACAAUUUUAUUUUCUUGUAUUUUUUUUUUUUGGUAAAAUAGCACCAUGGAAUAUUCUAGUGCGUCCCUGAGAUUCAGUUACUUCACUUUCUAAGGAAACUUUUAAGUUGUAGAAAUAUAAAAUACACUUUUUUUUUUUUUUUAAAGAGUCGUGGGAGGGUUUUUUUUCUACCUGUAAAAUGUAAAAUCCUUUGUUCCUGGUAGUCUAGAUCUCUUGACUGUCUCUGUCCUAGGUUAUUUCAUGUUGGUACAGAGUGGGGAAGGGGGGUGGGAAUGCAGCUGUGUCUCACCUGCUUAUGGGAAUGAGGGAGGAGCUGCUUUGGUGGCUGUGGGGAGAUGACCUGAGAGGGUUCAGGAAGGGGUUUUGUGUCUUUCCCAGUGCAUCACCAGGAGCAGGGCUGCACCUUUUCCCUGGCCAGGGCUCCCUGUCAGCUCCUGCCAAGCUGCUCUUGGUUACUGUGCAGCCAGGGGCUGGAUGCUGGAUAAAUGAUUGCUGGAUAAAUGAUUGCUGUAACUUAUUCCAUGGGUUGUUCGUGUCUGUGCAGUGGGGAGGGGCAGGCUGAGCUGGGGCUGGGGGUGAUUUUAAGGUUUUAACAGCUUUGUGCUUUGUGCUUGAGCCGUUGUGAUUUGGGGGCUGUGAGCAGACGGGUGCUCAGGGGAGUCUAACACCUUUACUGCUGGUUAGCAUUGAGCUGUUCCAUCUGUUAACACUUCACAAAUAAAGAUGAUUCCUCUCUCUUUUUUCCA
Molecule: messenger RNA, 1070 nt
Organism: Zonotrichia albicollis (white-throated sparrow)
Lineage: Eukaryota; Metazoa; Chordata; Aves; Passeriformes; Passerellidae
Source: RefSeq, a predicted model, not a curated record